Pelodiscus sinensis (Chinese soft-shelled turtle) is the source of this 506-nucleotide messenger RNA. The record is from RefSeq and is a predicted model, not a curated record. NCBI's taxonomy places the organism in Eukaryota, Metazoa, Chordata, Testudines, Trionychidae.
UCCGUAGACUCACAUUCUUCUUGAAGACUGCACACUGAAGACUGCAAUGGAAAAUAAGGUGUUCUGGUUACUGACCCUUUCACUCAUUGUGGGACUCAGCAAUGCCUUGCUGCCUCCAGGAGCAUGUGAUGUGCAACCAAAUGCAAGAGAAAACUGUGGGUAUCCAGGCAUCUCGGAAAUAGAAUGCGUUGCAAGACAAUGCUGCUUUAAUUCAAAUGCCCCAGAUAGCCCCUGGUGUUUCAACCCAGUUACAACGGAAGAAUGUCAACUAUAAAAUGGAUAUUCUCUAGAAACCUGCCUCUCACAAUGGAGUUCUUCAUUCAUGACAAUGACCGAGUGCUCACAUCUGUACAAUGUUUGCAGUCUGCAAUGAUGCUGAUUUCCAAGCAGGUCAUUUCUGGUCCCUCUCUUUUCUUCACAAUGACAUAGUUUUCCACUGUAGUCUCUUUUCUAUACUUUAGUAAAAUGUACCAGCCUGAAACAAUAAAAUAGCAAAGCAAAAAUUG